Dibothriocephalus latus is the source of this 1053-nucleotide messenger RNA. The record is from the annotation of a GenBank genome assembly. Lineage: Eukaryota; Metazoa; Platyhelminthes; Cestoda; Diphyllobothriidea; Diphyllobothriidae.
AUGACUUCCGACCUUUCAAUCGUCGCAGUGCUGUUUCCAAUUCUAAUCUCCGAACGCCCAGUCGCCACCGCGAAGGCCCAUGUCAUGGUGUAUGACAGCAAAGGCAGCUCUUGGAUUUACAGUGGAGGUACGCAAAGUGUUGCCAAAGUCCAGCUGUAUUUCAACUCGGAGACCAAUGCGUACCGGGUGGUUGGUUGGAGCCUUCAAGACCGUGAGGUUGUAAUAAACUGCCUCAUACCCCGUGGCUUGAAGUAUCAUAAGGCACGCCCCAACUUUCACCAAUGGCGCGACAACAAACAGCAGGUCUACGGACUCAAUUUUGCUGUAGUAGAGGAGGCCGAGGCGUUUGCCGCUGCCAUAGAGGCUGCUCUAGAAUCCCUUGCCCAGCUCCAUCGCCAACAGCAACAACAGCAUCAGCACCAGCAACAGUACCAACAACCGCAGCAGCAGCAGCCAAACGUACAGCCCCAACAACAACCGCCACCGCAGAUGAAUACUGUUCAUUCUGCACCUGUGCUGCAACAGCAGCAACAACAACAACAACAGCCGGCACACAUAAACUCUGAUCGGGGUCAGCAUGACCCUCGGGCGCAAGCCCCACAACAGCAACAGAGGCCAGUGGCGCAGCAAUCCUUGACCGGUUAUAAUCAGACUGCUCAGCCUGUUUACUCCACUCAGACUUCCCUGCCACAAUACGAACCCCCUAGUUACUCAGAACCCACUCAAUCAAAGAAGGAUGAUGUUGACUCCAUUGGCUAUGUCGGACUGCCUAUUCAGAGGCCACCCGUAUCCCAGUCUAACGGCCAAUCGCCAAUCCAACAGUCAACUGAGUACGCACUCCCAAACGUUGUUGAAAACACCAGACUGACCGCCUCAAUUACCUCAUCCAAUGCCGGCUACCGUGCACCAUCUCUGCUAAGUGAAUCCGGAAGAUCGGUGAACGGGUCCAUUCACGACAGCGUGGACGGCCGGUACGUUGUCAUUUCCAAUUUAUCAAUGUUUUUUUUUAUAUCGGAGAACUGUCAUUUCCUACUGGUAGUUGAAUUUGUGUAA